CAGUACCAGCGGUCGUCAGGCGGUGGUCACGAUGGGUCGGCGCGGCCGGCCGCCGUCAGCACCACUCCGGCCGCCUGUGCACGUGUAUCGGGACAAGCUACAGUAUGUGCUGCACAACGCGCUGCAACACGACCAGCUCCGCCCUGCUGGCUGCAGUAUGGCUCAUCCACCGGGUGGCACUGGCAGCAAAAUUUCGGCGUUCGCUGAGAGUGAGGUGGUGGAUGAGCCGGGUAGUAGACCGGCGCCGCCAACCCUUAGUCGGUGCAAACACCGGUAUACACGAGUCAUCGCGGCGCACGAGCGUCACGCAGCGCGGCGGGCAGCCGAGUCGCAGCGCGAGGUGCGCUCCCGGCUGUGGGCGCAGCUCCACCGGGCCGUGCAGCAUGCCGCCACUUCCCAGGUGCGGCCACACCAGCUGGAGGCUUACCAAACGGCCUGUCGGCUGCUGCCGCGCGCGCCCCACCUCGUCUGCGAGCUGUCGCUGGCGCUGCACGCCAGCGCUGAGCCCCAGCUGGCCUCGCUGCGGUCGUCCCUGGAGCCGCUGCUGCGCCACAUCGGCCUGGACCGUCCGGCCGCGCAGCUGGCGGCCUUCUCGGCGCUGGUGGCCGCCGGCCGGUCAGAGCAGGCGCGCCAUAUGGCGGCCGCCCCCCGCGACCGCGAUCGGCGCCGACAAGUCAUCGAUGGCCGCCUGUGGAGCGUCGUCUGCGAUUGGGCCCGGUGCGGCCGCGCGCCGUCUGACGAGGAUCGGCGCCGUCACCUGGUGGCGCUGAGUGCCCACCUGCGGGCGCUGACCACCGGUGCCGGGCGGCGACCAGAGCUGGACCGACUGGUGGCCAGUGCAGCCGCAGAACUGCGCUAGUUUCACCGCUCGCCGCCGCAGCUGCCACUGUACAUACCACCGGGCGACCGGUGCGUGCACUCGGUACAGGGAAGGCAUGCCAUUACCCUGGCCCUGUCGUGUCCCUGUCUCACAGCGCCGUAUGUUUUUGUUUCUCGACGGAGCCGAUAAUGGCUCAAAGGCUUUGUAAUCAGUCGAUCGGAAAUCAUAGCACUGCGACGCGCGAUGAUCCGCUCUUUUCAUUGGGCUUUCAAGCAGAUUAUUCGCCCAGUGUGACAGCAAAAAGCACCGACUUGUUUUGGCCGAAAACAAACUUUUUGCUGUUGCUGACAAAACUGGUAAUGAAUUUGUAUAUUGAUGAGCCCAUUCUGGCGUUUAUAGCCUUGCCUUGGUGUGAUGAUCUCUGGGUGACAGAUGUCAUUGCCUUCGAGUUACGAUUGUAUCGUCAGUUUUGUAAGAAAAGGCUAAUGUCAAUGUCGGUCUCUACGUACGAAGUUAGGAGCAGAAACGUCUUUUUUAUAAAUGCAAUUUGCGAAAAUCCA
This is a messenger RNA of Amphibalanus amphitrite, 1380 nucleotides long. RefSeq lists its product as uncharacterized. Lineage: Eukaryota; Metazoa; Arthropoda; Thecostraca; Balanomorpha; Balanidae. The record is from RefSeq and is a predicted model, not a curated record. The coding region runs from base 32 to 859 and encodes 275 amino acids. The transcript has 2 exons.